Phanerochaete carnosa HHB-10118-sp is the source of this 1860-nucleotide messenger RNA. Its product is annotated as glycoside hydrolase family 7 protein. Gene Ontology annotation, cellular component: extracellular region. The transcript has 6 exons. The record is from RefSeq and is a predicted model, not a curated record. Bases 386 to 1843 code for a protein of 485 amino acids. NCBI's taxonomy places the organism in Eukaryota, Fungi, Basidiomycota, Agaricomycetes, Polyporales, Phanerochaetaceae. Gene Ontology annotation, molecular function: hydrolase activity, hydrolyzing O-glycosyl compounds; cellulose binding. Gene Ontology annotation, biological process: carbohydrate metabolic process.
GUGCGCGCAACUAAGAAGCUCGUGAGUAAUACAACAAGUAUUGCGGGCCACAAGAACUAGGGGCGCGACAACAGCGUUGCUAGUGAAAUACCUACAGCUGUUGAGGGCAGCACGGCCCUCCACCGCUAUCUUACUUUUCUCAGCGGAGGAUGCAGCAUCUUGUGGAUUACGGGCAGCGGUGAUUGGCGAUGGAAGAUCCACCAAAUCCACCUCCCGCUGCGGUAUCUACCAUACACCUCUACCACCGUGUCGUGCGUAUCGGGGUGCACGUUGCGCUUGAACGCGCCCUCGAAAUCGAUCUCUAGCACAGGCAUAGCCGUGGGCGCCUGUAGCUACGCUCCAAGAGGCGUAGCAGGCUCGAGCGUAUAUAAACUAGAACACAGAUAUGGUCAACAGCCAGAGCUCUGCCGUCCCCGCAAUCACAACGUUCCACAAAUUUGCCCUCAUCUCUUUCACCCUCGCUGCCAUUGCCGCCGCUCAACAAGCCGGCACGCAGACGUCAGAGACCCACCCGACGCUGUCGUCCCAGAAGUGCACCACCGCCGGCGGGUGCGUCAACCAGAACACCAAGGUCGUCCUCGACUCCAACUGGCGGUGGCUGCACAGCACCGCCGGAUACACCAACUGCUUCACCGGCAACGAGUGGGACGCGACACUGUGUCCCGACGGCGUGACGUGCGCAGCGCACUGUGCGCAGGACGGUGCGGACUACACGGGGACGUACGGGAUCACGAGCUCGGGGUCGUCGCUGACGCUGCAGUUCGUGACGGGAUCGAACGUGGGGAGCCGUGUGUACCUGAUGGCGGACGACAGCCACUACGAGAUGUUCAAGCUGCUUAACCAGGUGUUCACGUUUGACGUGGACAUGUCGGAUCUGCCGUGCGGGCUGAAUGGAGCGCUGUACCUGGUGGAGAUGGACGAGGAUGGAGGGAUGGGUCGAUUCCCGACGAAUAAGGCUGGAGCGAACGCGAAUGCAGGCACCGGCAACUUCGGCACGUGCUGCAGCGAGAUGGACAUUCGGGAGGCCAACAGCGACGCCGCCGCAUUCACCCCACAUCCGUGCACGACCGACGGCCAGACACAGUGCUCAGGAGACGACUGCACUCGCGACACCGGCCUGUGCGACGCCGACGGCUGCGACUUCAACUCGUUCCGCCUGGGCAACGGCCUGACGGUCGACACGUCCAAGCCGUUCACGGUCGUGACGCAGUUCGUGACGAGCGACAACACGACGACGGGGACGCUGAGCGAGAUCCGUCGGGUGUAUGUGCAGGGCGGGAAGGUGAUCCAGAAUGGCGUGGUCAACGUCCCCGGGAUCGACGCGGUCAACAGCAUCACGAACGAGUUCUGCACGGAGCAGAAAACGGUGUUCGGGGACACGGACUACUUUUCGCAACAUGAUGGACUGCAGCAGAUGGGCGAGUCACUCGGGAAUGGGAUGGUGCUCGCGCUGUCGGUGUGGGAUGAUUAUGGGGCGAGCAUGCUGUGGCUUGACUCUGACUACCCGACGACCAAGGAUGCGUCGUCGCCUGGUGUUUCCCGCGGCACUUGUGCGACGACGUCCGGUGUGCCAGCACGGAUCGAGUCGCAGGCCCCGAGCUCGAAGGUGGUGUUCGGUAACGUCAAGUUCGGUGACAUUGGGUCUACAUUCAGUGGCGGUACGACUUCCCUGCCUCUUCCGCCGCCUCCGGCAUCUGGAUCUGGCUCGUCUGCUAGCCAUGCACCGACUGGGAGUGUUGCUCAGUGGGGCCAGUGUGGUGGGACUGGAUACAGUGGGCCGACCGUGUGCGCUUCUGGCUUCACUUGCCACGUUCUUAACCCUUAUUAUUCCCAGUGCUACUAGGUGGCGGACAGAGAGUU